AUGCUGCGUGUUCGCCAGCCUUUCUUCAUCGUGCCUCGGCGCGGCUGCUCAAAACCAGGAAAGAGGAGGAACAUCAACCGGCAUCGUGAAGCCGGCGCAAUGCUGCUUGACGUCGACUAUCAUUGGCGGAAGGAAUUUGGGCGCCGGUUUAGGAUGAACAAGGACCUGUUCUUGAAGAUUGUCCACGGCAUCAGGGAGUACGACACAUACUUCAUGGCCAAGAGAGAUUGCACAGGUUUGUGGGGCUUCACCUCAAUUCAUAAGCGCACUAAUGCAAUGCGCUGUCUUGCAUACAGAGCUCCUCCAGAUACAUCCAAUGACUACCUACGGAUGGCAGAGUCGACAUGCACAGAGACUCUCUACAAAUUCUGCCGAGCCUUCAUAGCGGUGUUUGGUAAAGACUAUUUGAGAGCACCAAUAGCAGAUGAUACAGCUCGGAUCCUGCAGAAGAAUGCAACAAGAGGGUUUCCUGGGAUGCUCGGAAGCAUUGACUGUAUGCAUUGGGGCUGGAAGAAUUGCCCUUUUGCUUGGAAGGGGAUCUACAAGGGCCAUACUGAGGCCGCCCGCGUCGGCACGGCAUUGGCGCAACCCGCGCCGCUGAUGCCGAAGCCAGAGGACGACGAUGACCCGGACAUGCGCGCCGCUCUGGUGCUGUCCGCGGCGGAGGAGGAGGCCAAUGGCCGCAUCUCGCGGUGGUCAUCCACACCUUCGUGA
Molecule: messenger RNA, 714 nt
Organism: Lolium perenne
Lineage: Eukaryota; Viridiplantae; Streptophyta; Magnoliopsida; Poales; Poaceae
Source: RefSeq, a predicted model, not a curated record